Molecule: messenger RNA, 3507 nt
Organism: Pyrus x bretschneideri (Chinese white pear)
Lineage: Eukaryota; Viridiplantae; Streptophyta; Magnoliopsida; Rosales; Rosaceae
Product: phosphatidylinositol-3-phosphatase myotubularin-1
Exons: 20
Coding region: 260-2746 (828 amino acids)
Biological process (GO): dephosphorylation
Molecular function (GO): phosphatase activity
Source: RefSeq, a predicted model, not a curated record
UGCGAACCGCCUAUUCCUUUGAAAGGCAGGUAAAGCCCUCUCCCGGUCUCCCCUCCCGUCCUGCCGAUUCAUUCACCAACAACAAACAACCAACAAAACAACCACGACAAAACCUCACCUCUCUAUCUCUCCUAUUAUCUUGUCAAAGGUCAGACAGACGGCGUCGUUUCGCGGCAUGGCAGCACCGUAGCACAGCUCAGGUCGAUCGGCGUCUUUCGGGGAGUCGACGACUUUCAGGGACUCUUCCGAGUCCGAGAAGAUGGAGGCCACCGGCAGCUGGGACGCCCUCGACUGGACCAUUGAGCCGGUUUCGCGGUCCGUUUUUCGGCCCGUUUCGCAUGUGAAAUUGGAGUGCUUGCUUGAAGCCGAGCAAGUCCAAGUUGAGGGGUCUGGAGUUGUUCUUGUUAAUACGGAUAAGGCAGGCACUUUGAUAGUGACCAAUUUUCGUCUUCUAUUCCUGAGUGAGGGAACUAGGAAUGUUAUUGCACUUGGCACGAUACCGUUGGCAACAAUUGAGAAGUUCACCGAAAUUGUUGUAAAGAAUCAGCCAACCCCUUGUCAAUCCGAAAAGACUCCAUCAAGACAGCUUCUUCAGGUCAUUGGUAAAGACAUGAGGACCAUUGUCUUUGGGUUUCGUCCUGAAACAAGGGAGGCAAUAUUUGAUGCAUUAUCAAGGUGUACAAAGCCAACAAGUCUGUGGGAUCUUUAUGCUUUUGUUUCUGGACCUUCCAAAUUUGGUAACACCAACCCAAAGGUGCGGUUACUGAAUGAGUAUCUUCGGCUUCUUGGGAAAGGGUCCUCACGUGCAUCUAUGAAUAUGAUUGAAGAUGGGUCAUUCACAUUUUCUAAUGAUUUGUGGAGGAUAAGUAGUAUAAAUUCCAGCUAUAUCAUGUGCCAGAGUUAUCCAUUUGCCUUGAUGGUUCCAAAAUCCAUAACUGAUGAAGAAGUGCUUCAAGCUUCCAACUUCCGAGCAAGAGGUCGCUUGCCUGUAGUUACAUGGUGUCAUCCAAAAACGGGAGCAGUUCUUGCACGGUCAUCCCAACCCUUAGUUGGUCUCAUGAUGAAUAUGAGGAGUAACACAGAUGAAAAGAUUGUUGCUGCACUUUGCACUCAACUUGCUGGUACAACAGUUAAACGGAGGAAGUUAUAUAUAGCCGAUGCAAGGCCUCGAAAAAAUGCUCUAGCUAAUGGUGCUAUGGGAGGUGGCUCUGAGUCAUCUUCACAUUAUUCUCAAUCUGAGAUAGUUUUCUUUGGGAUAGACAACAUACAUGCAAUGAGAGAGAGCUUUGCCAGACUCAGAGACUAUUUAAACGCUCAUGGUGCUUCAUCGGAUGGAAGGUCAUCUUUCUUGAGACAUGGUGGAUGGACGUGGGGUGGAGGUAACCUAAGCAGUAUGUCUGCUCAAGUGUCAACACUGGGGGACAGUGGUUGGUUAAUACAUGUUCAAAGUGUCUUGGCUGGUUCUGCUUGGAUUGCUGCUCGUGUUGCUUUGGAGUCGGCAUCAGUGCUUGUACAUUGUAGUGAUGGAUGGGACAGAACCACUCAGCUGAUUUCACUUGCCAAUUUGUUGCUUGAUCCAUACUAUCGGACUUUAACUGGGUUUCAGGCACUGAUUGAGAAAGAUUGGUUAGCAUUUGGUCACCCCUUUGCAGAUCGAGUUGGCAUGCCAGCUGUAACGGGAAGUGGCAACACGCCUUCUGAACUGACAAGGCAGGCCUCUGCUCCAGUUCUCCAGUCAUCACCCAGUCGCCAUUCAUCAGUGUCUCAAGCGCCUACUUCUCAUGCACAGAAUUCAAAUGACUAUUCUCCCAUAUUUCUGCAGUGGGUUGAUUGUGUUUCACAAUUGUUACGGAUGUAUCCUUUUGCUUUUGAGUUUUCUUCGGCAUUUCUGGUGGAUCUAUUGGACUCUGUUCUAUCGUGUCGCUUUGGAAACUUCUUAUGUAAUAGUGAAAGGGAGAGGCAGCAAUGUGGUGUACCCGAUGCUUGUGGAUGCAUGUGGGCAUAUUUUGCUGAUUUACGUGCUUCGCAGGGAAGUUCUCAUGUGCACUAUAACUACUUUUAUGAUCCCUUGAAACACGAUGGUCCACUGUUACCUCCAGCAGCAGCUUUAGCACCAACUCUUUGGCCCCAAUUCCAUCUUCGUUGGGCUUGUCCCUUAGAGGCUCAAGUUGGAGGGGUUGAAGCUCAAUUUAGGCAAAUGGAUGUCAAGUUCUCUGAACUACAAAAGGAAAAAGAAAUGGCAGAAAGGAAAGCUAAAGAAAUCGCCACCUUAAUGGAAUCAUUAACUGCAGAAUUGCAAAAUGAGAAGCAAGUUAGCAGCUCGGCUAGGCAGAUGGCCAAGAGGGCAAGCAGGGAAAGUGACGCCAUAAAGCGAGCUGUCCAGUCACUGGGAUGCAAGGUCCACUUUUCAAACAGUGGAGAUUGCGCCGUUGACAUCGAAAGCAGCCAAUUUGCAUCUUCGCAGAAAUUACCUUAUUAUUUUAAAAGAGAAGCGGAUGGCACCAUGCAGCGGGAUGAGAAAUCAGACCUCUCUUUUUCAAUCACAGUUAUGGCAGAUGACGAUGCUUCCAUCAACCCAAUUGGCCGAGUAUGUGAAACGUUAUGCCCGUUAGGCAUGCGAGAUGGGGGCUGCCGGUGGCCACAUGCUGGUUGUGCUCAGUUGGGUAGCCAGUUUCUCGGAGUAAAGGCUAACUACGAGGCAUUUGAUAAACUUUCUAUUUAUGAUAGCUAUUUCCAGCCGAAAUAAUACCAUAUAAAUUUGGAGCUUUCUUGGAGGUACCAAUCCAAACUCACUACUCCCGCAGCGUUAUCCCUGUGGAAAUUCCCAUUAGAGUUCAAAGUUUCUUUUAGCAUAGUUCCAAGAUUAUUUGUAGCAUGCCAGAAAGCGAACACGAAGAACGACGAAGGACGGACCCGAUAAUUGAAGAUGGGUCUCGAGAUGUAUUGUACAGAGGAUGUAAAGUCAGCAGAGGACCGUUUCUAUCGGUCCUUGUAGCGGCGAAAGGAAAAACCGGAAUGGUGCAAGAUCUGGUGUCUAUAUAGUGGUAUUCGCUCAAUUCCAGAACAGAACCGUAGCUCGUGAACUCCAAAACAAUCGUUGAGGCGCGACAGGUGAGCGUUGCAGAAAGCCGGUUAUCUGUAAAACACAGAACUGCUUGCAAACAGGCGAUUGCUUACUCCACAGACGAAAACAAUUAAGAUACCUGUAAAGAGCAUACCAAUGGUUGGUCAUUACCAUAGUAAAGUACCUGUAGCAACCAAAUUAAGAUAUCCGAUUUAUCCUGUUAUAAAUAAGUAGACAACUAAACUGUGAAAGGCAAUCGAACACCUCAUCCUCAACUUGUCAACCAUGGAGAAGCCGCCCCCUUCCGGCGAAUCCCACGACGGUGAAUCCGUCAUCAGCAGUCUCCAAGAAUUUUCAAGCUCAACCGUACACAACCACCCUGUAUUUCAAGCUCAAAAUUUGUGCCCUAAUUCUCAUAAAUAGAAGGAAUUUCCCUAUUCAAA